Striga hermonthica is the source of this 621-nucleotide messenger RNA. Lineage: Eukaryota; Viridiplantae; Streptophyta; Magnoliopsida; Lamiales; Orobanchaceae. The record is from the annotation of a GenBank genome assembly.
AUGGCAAACAACCUACAAUCCUUUCAAGUCCCGAUUCUCAACAAGAGCAACUUCGAUAAUUGGAGUAUUAAAAUGAAGGCUCUACUAGGAGCUCAUGAUGUGUGGGAGAUUGUAGAGAAUGGGUACGAGGAACCGCCGGAUGAAGCAACACUAUCCCAACAACAAAAGGAAAGGCUAAGGGAUUCAAGGAAGAGGGAUAAGAAGGCUCUCUUCCUUAUCUACCAAGCAUUGGGAGAUGACGAUUUCGAGAAGAUCUCAAGCGCAUCCACCUCGAAAGAAGCUUGGAAUAAGUUACAAGUCUCGUGCAAAGGCGUCGAGCAAGUAAAGAAGAAAAGGAUGAAGGGCCGAGCAACAACCGUGGUGAAUAUUGGAGAGGUCGUGGCCAAGGACAAGGUCGAGGCCAAGGACGCGGACGAGGUGGCUAUACCAAUUAUGAAAAGAAAGAGUACGGUCGAGGAAGGAGCAACCAAAAAUCGAGGUACGAUAAGUCUUCCUCAAAAUGUUAUAAUUGUCAUAAAUUUGGACAUUUUGCUUCUGAGUGCAGAAGCCAAAGGCUUAACAUUGAAGAGAAGGCGAAUUUCGUCGAGAGCAAAGAUGAAGCCAAAACAAGUUUGCUUUUAG